CGUGUCCGUCAACGUGCUGUCACAAAAAUUAUCCACACAGACACAACACACUUCAUUCUCGAUUAUUAAACCAAAACCGUGAUGCCUCCCAAAAAGGAUACGAAAGGAAAGGAUAAUAAGGCCGGUGGCAAGAAACCGGCAGCCGGAGGAGAUUCAGAAAAAGGCAAAGAAAAGAAGGGUGGUAAUGCCGUCAAAGUUCGCCACAUCCUAUGCGAGAAACAAGGUAAGAUUAUGGAGGCGAUGGAAAAGCUAAAAGCGGGCCAAAAAUUCCCCGAAGUAGCUACAGCGUAUAGUGAAGACAAAGCUCGCCAAGGCGGCGAUUUAGGAUGGCAAAUACGUGGUGCCAUGGUUGGUCCAUUUCAAGAUGCCGCUUUUGCACUGCCAAUCUCAACUGUCAACAAUCCAGUUUAUACUGAUCCCCCAAUAAAGACUAAAUUCGGAUACCACAUUAUAAUGGUGGAAGGGAAAAAAUAAAAAAAUAUACAAUUUCUUUUUUUAGAA
This is a messenger RNA of Episyrphus balteatus (marmalade hoverfly), 501 nucleotides long. RefSeq names its product peptidyl-prolyl cis-trans isomerase NIMA-interacting 4. The record is from RefSeq and is a predicted model, not a curated record. Gene Ontology annotation, biological process: rRNA processing. The transcript is spliced from 2 exons. The coding region runs from base 82 to 474 and encodes 130 amino acids. Gene Ontology annotation, molecular function: DNA binding; peptidyl-prolyl cis-trans isomerase activity. NCBI's taxonomy places the organism in Eukaryota, Metazoa, Arthropoda, Insecta, Diptera, Syrphidae.